AUGGGCAAAGACUUACCAAAAGAAUUGGUGGAGCUCCAUUUAAAGUUGAUGAGGAAAAUUGGCAAAUCUGUUACAGCAGACAGAUGGGAAAAAUACUUAAUCAAGAUAUGCCAAGAAUUCAAUAGCACAUGGGCGUGGGAGAUGGAGAAGAAGGGCUAUCGUGAAAUGAGUAUCGAAUGUAAGCUGGCACUCUUAAAGUAUCUCUGUGAGUGCCAGUUUGAUGACAAUCUCAAAUUCAAGAAUAUAAUUAAUGAGGAGGAUGCAGAUACAAUGCGUCUUCAGCCAAUUGGCCGAGACAAAGAUGGCCUCAUGUACUGGUACCAGCUGGAUCAAGAUCACAAUGUCAGAAUGUACAUAGAAGAACAAGAUGAUCAAGAUGGCUCUUCAUGGAAAUGCAUUGUCAGAAAUCGAAACGAGUUGGCAGAGACUCUUGCACUCCUGAAAGCACAAAUUGAUCCUGUGCUGCUGAAACCCCCUAACCAACAGGACAGCUCUUCCCGGGAAAGCCCCAGCCUGGAGGAUGACGAGACCAGAAAAGAGGAAGAAGCACCUAAACAAGAGGAACAGAAAGAAAAUGAAAAGAUGAAAGUUGAUGGACAGCCAAUCAAUUCAGAAAAACUUUCCCCACCUAACGUUCCAGAAGAGACUGCUGUGAAAAUCGAGAAAGACGAAAAGGAACUUGUGAAGCUGCCGGUCAUAGUGAAGCUCGAGAAGUCUUUGCCAGAACGUGAGGACAAAAAGGGCAUCAGAGAGAAGGGUGAUUCCUUCAAGGAAAAUGUCAAACCUGCUAAAGUUGAAUUGAAAGAUUAUCAGGUAGACUCUAAAGAUACUCAAAGUACUGUGGAGAAACUAGUGGCACAGGAGCCCGAGAGACUGGAGUUUGGCAACAUUAAAUCUUCUCAGGAAAUGACUGAGAAAUCUGCUGAAGACACAGAGAAACUUAAAAAUGACCAGCAGGCCAAGAUACCCCUGAAAAAGCGAGAAAUUAAACUGAGUGAUGAUUUUGACAGUCCAGUUAAAGGACCUUUGUGUAAAUCAGUUACUCCCACAAAAGAGUUUUUAAAAGAGGAAAUAAAACAAGAGGAAGAAACUUGUAAAAGGAUCUCUACAAUUACUUCUUUGGGCCUUGAAGGGAAACAACUGGUCAAUGGAGAGGUUGGGGAUGAAAAGGUAACUCCGAAUUUCAAGACAGAACAAAGAGAGUCAAAGUUGUAUGAUGCCAAAGAAGAUAGCUGUAGCCCUUCUAAGGGCAGAACCGUCAUGAUAGAGGGACACGGGGCAGAGCCCUUCAAUUCUGUCAUAAUGAGUAUCAAAAUGGGUGAGCUUGAGAAGGAAGUGGCCUCUGUAGUGAAGGAUACAGACAGUUCGAUCUCUGUUUCAGAGAUGCAGAGCCAGAAAGAGCAGAUAGGACAAUCUAGUCUGCCAGAAAUGGAAACCUCUCUUGAGACUUCUGAGAUGGCAAAAGAUUUCUCUAUAAAAAGUGUUUUAUCUACCACUGAAUCUUGUUCCAUGAAAGUUGAAGAGAAGUCUCCAAAAAAUAAGAAAGAUAAACGGCCACCCCUCAUAGAAUGCCUUGAAAAGUUAGAGAAAUCCAAAAAGACUCUUCUGGAUAAGGACGCACAAAGAUUGAGUCCAAUACCAGAGGAAAUUCCAAGGAGUACUGAAAAAAAGUCAGAAAAGCCGAGUACUCCCAAAGCAGCUGAAACGUCACCAUCUGACUUGGCUGGUGUCGCUGAGACACUCACUUCAGAGAGAGAAGUGGGGGAGUGUCAGAGCACAGGUUCCGCUGAAGGCCUCAUCCCAGACACAGCAAACCCGAAAAAUCUGAAAGAGAAUUCUGAGCCCCCAAAGGUAGAAAUGGAUCAUCUGAAUAAUGCCCAGGCCUGUGGCAUAGAGGAUUCUUCAGAGACAAAGGGUUCCAUGCAGAAAAGUAAAUUUAAGUAUAAAUUGAUUCCUGGAGAAGAAACCACCGCCUCAGAAAAUAGGGAGAUCACCUCUGAAAGGCAGAAAGAGGGCAUCAAAUUAACAAUUAGGAUAUCCAGUCGGAAGAAGCAGCCAGAUUCUCCCUUAAAACCUGCGGAACCAGAAACCAAGCAGGAGAAGCCUGCAAAGGGAGAAGAGAAAGCAAACGUGGGCCGUACUUUAAGGCGAUCUCCAAGAAUCUCUAGACCCACCGCGAAAGUGGCUGAGAUCAGAGACCAGAAAGCCGAAAAGAGAAGAGGGGACGGAGAAGAUGAAGCAGAAGAAGAAGCGGCAGCUCUGCAAAAAGACAGAAAAGAAAGUUUGAAGAAAGCGGAGGAUACAAAUUCUAAAGUAUGCAAGGUCAAACCCAAAGGCAAAGUUCGAUGGACUGGUUCUCGAACACGUGGCAGAUGGAAAUACUCUAGCAACGAUGAAAGUGAAGGGUCUGACAGUGAAAAAUCAUCUGCGGUUUCAGAAGAAGAAAAGGGAAGUGAAGAGGCUGCCCCAGCUGAUGACGACGAACCAUGCAAAAAAUGUGGCCUUCCAAACCAUCCUGAACUAAUUCUUCUGUGUGACUCUUGUGACAGUGGAUACCACACCGCCUGCCUCCGCCCUCCUCUUAUGAUCAUCCCUGAUGGAGAAUGGUUCUGCCCACCUUGCCAACAUAAAUUACUAUGUGAGAAAUUAGAGGAGCAGUUGCAAGAUUUGGAUGUUGCCUUAAAGAAGAAGGAGCGUGCUGAACGAAGGAAAGAACGCUUGGUGUAUGUGGGUAUCAGUAUUGAAAACAUCAUUCCACCACAAGAGCCAGAUUUUUCUGAAGAUCAAGAAGAAAAGAAAAAGGAUUCAAAAAAAUCAAAAGUGAACUUGCUUGAAAGGAGGUCAACAAGAACACGGAAAUGUAUAAGUUAUAGGUUUGAUGAGUUUGAUGAAGCAAUUGAUGAAGCCAUCGAAGACGAUAUCAAAGAGGCUGAUGGAGGAGGAGUUGGCCGAGGAAAAGAUAUCUCCACCAUCACCGGUCACCGUGGGAAAGACAUCUCUACUAUUUUGGAUGAAGAACGAAAAGAAAAUAAACGACCCCAGAGGGCUGCUGCUACUCGACGUAAGAAACGGCGGCGACUGAAUGAUCUGGACAGUGACAGCAACCUGGAUGAAGAAGAGAGUGAGGAUGAAUUCAAGAUCAGUGAUGGAUCUCAAGAUGAAUUCGUUGUGUCUGAUGAAAACCCAGACGAAAGUGAAGAAGAGCCACCCUCCAACGAUGACAGCGACACGGAUUUCUGUGGCCGUCGGCUGAGACGACACCCCUCUCGGCCCAUGAGACAGAGCAGGCGCCUGCGGAGAAAGACUCCGAAGAAAAAGUACUCUGAUGAUGAUGAGGAGGAGGAAUCUGAAGACAACAGUCGAGACUCGGAAAGUGACUUCAGCGAUGAUUUUAGUGAUGAUUUCGUAGAAACUCGGCGAAGGAGGUCAAGGAGGAACCAGAAAAGACAAAUUAACUACAAAGAAGAUUCAGAAAGUGAUGGGUCCCAGAAGAGUUUAAGACGUGGUAAAGAAAUUAGGCGAAUUCAUAAGCGCAGGCUUUCCAGCUCAGAGAGUGAAGAGAGCUAUAUGUCCAAGAACUCUGAAGAUGAUGAGCUAGCUGAAGAAUCAAAGCGGUCCAUUCGGAAGAGGGGCCGAAGCACAGAUGAGUAUUCAGAAGCAGAUGAGGAGGAUGAUGAUGAAGGCAAACGAUCCCGGAAACGGCUACACCGGAUUGAGACUGAUGAGGAGGAGAAUUGUGACAGUGCUCACAGAGAUGCAGAUCAGCAUGCCCAUGAGAGCCAUGCCAGGGCUUUGCCCUCAGAACCGGUGAGCACCAAGAAGCCCUACCGGAUAGAAAGUGAUGAAGAAGAGGACUUUGAAAAUGUAGGCAAGGUGGGGAGUCCAUUGGACUAUAGCUUAGUGGACUUACCUUCCACCAAUGGACAGAGCCCUGGCAAAGCCAUUGAGAACUUGAUUGGCAAACCAGCAGAGAAACCUCAGACACCCAAGGACAGCAGUGCAGCCAGUGUAAGCCUGGCUCCCAAUGGGACAAGUGGUGGGCAAGAAGCAGGGGCACCAGAGGAGGAGGAAGACGAGCUUUUGAGAGUGACUGACCUUGUUGAUUAUGUCUGUAACAGUGAACAGUUAUAAAACUUUUUUUCUCUCCCAUUUUUGUGCUAAUUUAUUCCACGGUAGCUCUCACACCAGCGGCCAGUUAUUGAAAGUUGUUUUAUUUUUCCUAGAAAACUCAACAACAGAAUUACUUUCUAGAAGCAAAAUCUCAACAAAGUCUGAAGUCUUUCUGUGAAGUGACCAGUUUUGAACUUUGAAGAUAAAUGAUUGCUGUAAAUUCCUUUUGAUUUUCGCCCCCAAACUCAUGGUCCUUGGUAAUUUCAUUCGUGAAAAAAAAAAAGACCUUAUUAUAAUAACAACAAAAGAUUUGUAUAUUUUUGACUUUCUAUUUCCUGAGCUCUCCUGACUUUGUGAAAAAGGGUUGGAUAAGAAUGCAUUCCGAAUCAGUGAGGGCCCAAAACAGAAUUUAGGGAUAGGAGAAAGCACUUGUGCUUUAGCUUUUUCAUAUUAAAUAUAUAUUAUAUUUAAACAUUCAUGGCAUAGAUGAUUAACAGACUGUUUAAAAGUUCAAGUCUGUAUUGUUGCAGUUUGCAAAUUGUAGAUAACAUCAUACAUCAAUCAUUUAGUAACUGCCUUCAUGAAAUCAACUUGUUUACUAUUGGAGAUAACCACACUUAAUAAAUAAGAGAUGGAGAAAAGUACCAUCAGAAAGAACUCUAACCUAAGUUUCUGUUUUUAGCGGAGUUUCUUGUUUUUGUUUUUUUAAUCAUCUGAAAAGUAUUUGUAUAGUAAAAUGUAUAAUGAAGCUUUGACAACCAGAUUGUGCUAACAACAAAUUUUUUCAAAACAGCUUUAUGCAUUGGUGAGGAGGUGGCUUCUAAUAUUACUGUGUAUAUGGAGAUUUAUUGGUGAAUGAGUGUGGUCUUCCUUAAGGUCCAGGUAGACUGUAACUUUGCAGAUAAUCUAUAAUUCUUGUUUUCUGACCACUUGAUGUUUAAAUAUCUGGAAUAUCAAUUUGAAUGAACGACAUCUAUACAUAACAUACAUGCAGAGAUGCUAAGCUGACAGUGAUGUUUUAGCACAUUUGGAAUUGGGGAAUGGAUUUUCAGGUGAAUUUUAACUGGUCUAUUCUUGCCCUUAGUAUCUACUUCAAAUUGAAGUCUACAAACAAAGCAGUUCCUUUGGGAGGUUUUUAGUUUGAAUUUGUGUGUGUGUGUGUGUGUGUGUGUGUGUGUGGUGUUUUUUAGUUUGAAUUUGUGUGUGUGUGUG
Echinops telfairi (small Madagascar hedgehog) is the source of this 5322-nucleotide messenger RNA. It is a transcript of the gene RSF1, whose product is annotated as remodeling and spacing factor 1. NCBI's taxonomy places the organism in Eukaryota, Metazoa, Chordata, Mammalia, Afrosoricida, Tenrecidae. Gene Ontology annotation, biological process: regulation of DNA-templated transcription. The record is from RefSeq and is a predicted model, not a curated record. Bases 1 to 4131 code for a protein of 1376 amino acids. Gene Ontology annotation, cellular component: RSF complex. The transcript is spliced from 16 exons.